Molecule: messenger RNA, 2010 nt
Organism: Effrenium voratum
Lineage: Eukaryota; Dinophyceae; Suessiales; Symbiodiniaceae
Source: the annotation of a GenBank genome assembly
AGUUGCUUUAGGUUCAAGUAUGCGUUUGAAACAUGUAGAAGCCGGGCCAGUGGCAUCAUGCUGGCUGAAGGCUCCAUGGGUGCAUGCUGCGUUUUGGGCCACCGCUGCUGCGGUGGCGGUGCUCACUUACUGGCAUGAUCCAGCAGCUCGACAGCAGGAGCUGCAUGCGAGACGCCUGCAAGAAGCUGAUGCGGAGAAAUCCGUGCGCUGCCGUCCCGCACGGAAGCCGCAGUCCUACGGGACCAUCUUUAGCUUGGACCCGGUGGAGAUCAACUUUUGCGGGGAGAUUCCCAUGGCCGAGCUUGUGGGAACCAAUGCAGAGGUCAGCAGCAUCUCAUUCUUGGCUCUCACAGCAGCUGCGGAGGUGGUAACGCUUGUGGAGAAGGGCGGCCCCAUUUACCAGCUGAAUGUGCUGUCUGAUGGUGACAGAGCGCGCUGGGACAUCACAAGACCAGCUGUAAGAACGUUUGGAGGAAACUCCUGCCUUGACUUCACGCAAUUCUGCGAAGUUGCGUCAGUGACACCGCUGCUGACUGGCUUUGUGGUGGUUGAUCGGAGCCGCAUCCAAGAGUUCAACGUGUCCUGGGGCGAGUCGGACUCCAGCGAGGUCGCUCUGUCUACUCUGGGGAAGAUGAACAUGGAAGCUCCCAUCCUGGGCGAGGCGGAGCUAUAUUUCCCGACCUUCCUGGCCAUGUACAAGCCGAUCAACCACACCCAUAUGAGCGAGAACUUCGAAAUCACCCCCUUGUUUCCUCAUGCACGCGAAAGAUACUUCUUCGUGUCGGACACAGGCAACCACCGUGUGAUCUUUCUCAACGCAACGAGCUACACGUCCCUGGAGUACGUGGAAUCCUUCGGGGUUUGGGGCGAGCCACGAAGCGACACAACAGGCCUGAAUUUCCCCAUGGGCCUGGCUGUCAUGGCUCCAACAGAAGAGAGCUACUUUGGCCCGACGAUAGCUGCUGUUUUUGUGGCAGAUCGUUGGAAUAACCGCAUUGUGAAGCUUCGAUUGGGAUACAGGAAUGAUCCCACGCUGCCACAGAACUACGGCGAAAUGCCAACUCUCAUGUGGGGCGGGCACUACUGGCGCGAUCCCACCGGCGCGGAGUACAACGAGAGCCUCAACGAUCCAGUGGGUGUGUCCAUCUACAGACACUUCAUCUUCGUGUGUGAGGCUGAAGGCAACGCCAUCACCGUUCUGACGACAGACUACAUGCAGCAUGACCAGAUGAUGUACGUCACUGAGCUCUACCCGGCGCCCGGGGUCCAGUUGACUGGAAGCUUCUCCACCACGGAACAAGGCUACCUUUGGUUCGCGUACAUCAAUCGGCCAUCAACCCAUGGGCUGGCCAGUAUUUACCUGCCAGAGCCCCUGGUUGAAUCGCCGCCUGCAUUAUGGAUCGAGGAGUUCCGCUCACAAUGCACCAACGCCACGAUUUACAACGCCUUCAUCAUGGCCAAUGCAACGCUGUAUGAUGAACAUGUCAUCUACGUGUUGAACGCUGCCCGCAUCAAUUGGCGAUUCCCGCAAUUGCCUAACUACCUGAGCAAGGACUCGUUCAACCUGACCAUAAUGUUCGAUUUGUAUCUUUGGAAUGAGACUGUGCUCGGGGGCAACAUGUUUUAUUGCCUUCCUCCACCUCCGGCGACCACCCCGCCAAUGUUGAGCGCCAACGAGGAUGGCUGGAACACUCCGGGUGGCACUGGAUUACUACUCACCGGCGCUUCAGCAAGAGUAGCCCUGGGUUUAGCUCAGUGCUUGAUUGUGAUGGUCAUGUGGCUGACGCCGAUGAUAGACAUCGCUUGACUCAGAGGUCGCUGAGUUGCUGCCAGUCGGACCCAGACUCGACGAGCUGUGAAACUGUGCCAUGGCGCGACUUCCAAAGGAACUCGCGACGGGCGAAAUGCAAAGAGCUCGCACUGUUCAAAGGAAUGCUUUCCCGGGAAAUGUGUCAAGAAACGCGAACCCGUUCGUUCCAAAAGGACUGAGACACCUACCUGUUUGUUGCC